GUCCGGGGGACGCGGGGUGGGGGGCCGCUCCAACUGCCGGGCCUCCGGACUCACGCACCGACUGUGGUGAUUAACGCUUUCUUGUUGUUCGGUCUUCUCACAAUAAACGAUUCAAGAAGUUAACCAGCGUAUUUAUGGGCAACCUCCCAGCAUAAUCAUCAAACACAAUACAAUACCAGAGGUACGCUAGUAGUAUAAACAGCUGCGGAUGAUCGCGCUUAUGUAUUAACCUUUAGGUAACUCACACUAUCGACGAUUAUAUACGCAUAUAUUGCCGACAAUUUAGUACAUUUGGGGGCUACUAUUUUGUUAAAAGUGUGAAACUUCUGGUGCUAAGUAAAUGGCUGAUAAAAUUCAUUUUCAUACUAAUGGUAGAACAGAUUUCGACUUGGUUCUAGAGAACCAUCUUGAAAAUAUCACCAAGAAAGAGGGCUACAUAUAUUAUGAAAUUGUGAAACGAAACUUCAACACUGACGGAGGUAAUUUCCUGGGAGUCUUGUUGGAGAUCGAUGUCAAAGGUAAAACUACUGAUGGUGAAAAAGAAACCAACUUAUUCGUUAAAAAGGAAAUUCCGUUUGAAAAAAUAACAGUAUUAGAUAGCAAAGUAAUGUUUCGUAAAGAAUUAUUUGUAUACAUUGAUCUAGCAAAAGUUGUCACGCAUUUGCAAGACUCGGCAAAAGUGCCGGAUGAAGAUAGAUUCAAAAUUGCAAAAGCUUAUCCAGAAUCUAACGAAGAAAUUUUGAUUUUUGAGAACCUAGCCAAAAAAGGUUUCAAGACUUACGGGAAAUUCGAUAUACUACCGUUGAAGUACAUAGAACUCGCUAUCAAAGAAUUGGGAAAGUUUCACGGGAUAUCAUUUGUGAUCGAACAACGUAUGCCGGAAUUUUAUGAAAAUAAGAUAAAAACGCAAAAAUCCCCUUUCAAUUUCAAUGAUGAUUGGAAGGGUUUGAUGGAGAAGAUCUUUUUGUACACUGCAAAUCUAUUAGGAGGUGAAACAAAGAGAAGAAUUGAGGAUUAUCUCCCGAUUGCCAUAAAGAAAUAUCCGAUGUAUGAUAAUGAUCAAACUUCUGUUCGAUGCUGCCUCUCGCAUGUGGACUAUCACUUUGCCAAUAUAUUAGUAAAGGAAAAUGAUGGCGAGCCUGUGGAAGUUAUAACAAUAGACUAUCAGCUCCUAGACUAUGGCUGUCCGCUCAGAGACUUGCUGUUCUUCAUAUAUUCGGCCACCAGCAAAGACUUCAGGGGGGAACACAUGGUACAUCUCAAGGAUCUGUAUUUUGAAACUAUUACACGAUAUCUCAAAUAUUUUGACAUGGAUAUUGAGGAUGUAUACCCCAGGAAGGAUUUUGAAAAGGUAUACAAGGAGUGGAAGGAUUACGGGUUAAUUAGGACGUUGUACACUUCGAUAUUUCUGUUCCCACCGGAUUCUGGGCUGGACGUUAGCAAGUUGAGCCUCUCUGAGCUGCCUUAUGAGCCGAGCCCAGAGGUGCAGGAGAGAGUGCGGGGCUGGAUAGAGGAGUUCUUAGAGGACGGUUACUUGUAG
This is a messenger RNA of Bicyclus anynana (squinting bush brown), 1540 nucleotides long. RefSeq lists its product as uncharacterized. The record is from RefSeq and is a predicted model, not a curated record. The coding region runs from base 341 to 1540 and encodes 399 amino acids. The transcript has 4 exons. Lineage: Eukaryota; Metazoa; Arthropoda; Insecta; Lepidoptera; Nymphalidae.